Meloidogyne enterolobii is the source of this 382-nucleotide messenger RNA. Lineage: Eukaryota; Metazoa; Nematoda; Chromadorea; Rhabditida; Meloidogynidae. The record is from the annotation of a GenBank genome assembly.
UUUAAAAGAAAAUAAAAAAGAAAAUAAAGAAGAAAAUAAACAAGUAUUUAUUGAAUGGAUGGAGAUAUUUGGGGAUGAAAAUUUGUUUAAGGAAGGAGGAGAAGAGAAUAAAAAUAAAAUUAUUUUAAAAGAAGAAGAGGAAGAAGAGAAUGAUUUUGAGUUUGUUGAAAUUAAACAAGAAGAGGUUAUUAAUGAAGAAAUUUCGAAUAAUAAUUGGAUUAAAAGAUUUUUCAAAAUUAUUUUCAUUUUGGUUAUUAUUUUUUGUUUUUUACUGCCAAAUGUUCUUUCUUUUUGCGGAUUUGAUAUUAUUGAUAAUGAAAAUGGACAAAUUUUCCCUGCAUUUUAUUUUCCAUUAAUUGAUGUUGAAUUUAGUGAAUUUUAA